Mandrillus leucophaeus (drill) is the source of this 1628-nucleotide messenger RNA. It is a transcript of the gene PAWR, whose product is annotated as PRKC, apoptosis, WT1, regulator. Gene Ontology annotation, cellular component: cytoplasm. The record is from RefSeq and is a predicted model, not a curated record. Gene Ontology annotation, biological process: apoptotic process; positive regulation of apoptotic process. The annotation marks the transcript as partial. NCBI's taxonomy places the organism in Eukaryota, Metazoa, Chordata, Mammalia, Primates, Cercopithecidae. The transcript is spliced from 6 exons.
GAGGACGAGCCCCCAGCCGCCUCUGCCUCGGCUGCAUCGCCGCCCCGGCGUGACGAGGAGGAGCAGGACGGCGUCCCGGAGAAGGGCAAGAGCUCGGGCCCCAGUGCCAGGAAAGGCAAGGGGCAGAUCGAGAAGAGGAAGCUGCGGGAGAAGCGGCGCUCCACCGGCGUGGUCAACAUCCCUGCUGCAGAGUGCUUAGAUGAGUACGAAGAUGAUGAAGCAGGGCAGAAAGAGCGAAAACGAGAAGAUGCAAUUACACAACAGAACACUAUGCAGAAUGAAGCUGUAAACUUACUAGAUCCAGGCAGUUCCUAUCUGCUACAGGAGCCACCUAGAACAGUUUCAGGCAGAUAUAAAAGCACAACCAGUGUCUCUGAAGAAGAUGUCUCAAGUAGAUAUUCUCGAACAGAUAGAAGUGGGUUCCCUAGAUACAACAGGGAUGCAAAUGUUUCAGGUAAUCUGGUUUCAAGUAGCACACUGGAAAAGAAAAUUGAAGAUCUUGAAAAGGAAGUAGUACGAGAAAGACAAGAAAACCUAAGACUUGUGAGACUGAUGCAAGAUAAAGAGGAAAUGAUUGGAAAACUCAAAGAAGAAAUUGAUUUAUUAAAUAGAGACCUAGAUGACAUAGAAGAUGAAAAUGAACAGCUAAAGCAGGAAAAUAAAACUCUUUUGAAAGUUGUUGGUCAGCUGACCAGGUAGAAGAUUCAAGACUCAAUGAGGAAAAAAUAUUUUAAACUACUGAUUGAAUGUUAUGGUCAAUGCUAGCACAAUAUUCCUAUGCUGCAAUACAUUAAAAUAACUAAGCAUGUAUAUUUAUUUCUAGAAAAUGGAUGUUUGUUUUCAAAAUAUUUCUUUUUCAUUAUUGGUUUUAAAAAAAGCAUCAACCUUUUAUCUCACAAAUAAGUAAUAUCUUUCAGUUAUUAAAUGAUAGGUAAUACCUUUUUGGUUUUGUGUGGUAUUCAACUAAUACAUGGUUUAAAGUCACAACCAUUUGAAUAUAUUUCAUCUUUGGUAGUACCUUUUCUCCCUUAGGAAUAUACAUAGUCUUUGUUUACAUGAGUUUAAAUACUUUUGGGAUAUUACCUACACAUGCCUUAUUACUGAUGUGUGCAACCUUUUAUGUGUUGAUGACUCACUCAUAAAGGUUUUUGUCUACUGUCAUUUCUUUCCACUUAUUCUAAGCAUUUAGAGUAAUAGAGUCAUACUUUUGUGUAACAGUAUCCUUUUAAAAGGAAACCUCUUACAAAGUCACUGUCAUGUUCUAGUCGAUUAAAUAUAAAUUUAAGAGAAUACUUGAAUUGUGCUAUAAUAAAAAAAUUUACUAUUUUGUGUUUGAAUAUUGAAAAAUUGAAUCACUUUAACUCCUGAAAAACAUACAAUUUUAAUUUUAAUGUAAAAUUUCUUAUGUAGGUACUACUUUUUUUUUAUUGUUCUAAGGUUUGCAAGUGAACAUAGGAUAUUUUAAAAGUUGUUUGUUCUUCAGGCCUGGAAAGUGUACAAAGUCAGUGUAGGAGAAAAAAAUCCAUAUUUUUAUUAUAUUAGCAUGCACACUAAAAUAAAAACCAAAAUGUUAUUCAUACUUAAAACAUUUAUACAAAACAAUAUGUAAGCAGAAAUAGUACUAAAAU